AUGCCGAAAUCUAAAAGAGAUAAAAAAGUUUCCUUAACCAAAACGAACAAAAAGGGGCUUCUAUUAAAACAAAAACUUAUUGAAGAAAUUCGUAAUUGCUUAUCAAAAUAUGAACACAUUUUUUUAUUUACUGUGGACAAUAUGAGAAAUACCAAACUAAAAGAUCUGCGAGGUGAUUGGAAGGAUUCAAGGUUUUUCUUUGGUAAAAACAAAGUUAUGGCAGUGGCAUUGGGUAGGACUAAAAGUGAUGAAGUUGAAAAUCAAUUAAAUCUUCUUUCAAAGCGCUUAAAGGGUCAAUGUGGUUUGCUGAUGACAAACAGAGAUGUUAUGGAUGUACUGCAAUGGUUUAAAGAUUUUCAUGCUGCGGAAUAUGCCAGAGCUGGAUUUAUUGCUACAAAAGAUGUAAUAUUAUCACAAGGUCCACUAGAAGACUUUUCUCACACCAUUGAACCCCACCUUCGAAAACUUGGCCUUCCAACAUCUUUAGAAAGAGGUGUUAUACAUUUAAUAAAGGAAUAUCAGGUUUGCAAGAAAGGUGCUGUAUUAACACCUGAACAAGCGAGCAUAUUGAAGCUGCUUGGCAUUCAGAUGGCCAAAUUUAAAUUUGUCAUUAAAUGUCACUGGACCAAAGGGAAAGGUUUUCAUAAAGAUCUUGAUGGACUUAGUGAUAAUGAAAGUGAUAAUGAAAAUGACAAUGAAAAUAACGUGAUUGAAGAUGAAGAUAUGGAAGAUGAUGAAACA
Messenger RNA from Iphiclides podalirius (scarce swallowtail), 741 nucleotides. The record is from the annotation of a GenBank genome assembly. NCBI's taxonomy places the organism in Eukaryota, Metazoa, Arthropoda, Insecta, Lepidoptera, Papilionidae.